Molecule: messenger RNA, 1530 nt
Organism: Microdochium trichocladiopsis
Lineage: Eukaryota; Fungi; Ascomycota; Sordariomycetes; Xylariales; Microdochiaceae
Product: cytochrome P450
Exons: 4
Coding region: 1-1530 (509 amino acids)
Molecular function (GO): oxidoreductase activity, acting on paired donors, with incorporation or reduction of molecular oxygen; heme binding; monooxygenase activity
Source: RefSeq, a predicted model, not a curated record
AUGAGUUCUCCUACUAUCGUCACCGCGCUCGUGGGCCUCUGUUCCGCCGUGGCCGUUGCAAGUCUGGUCGAGGACUUGCUCUCGCCCCUGCGUAGCGUGCGAGGCCCCUGGCUGGCCCGGUUCAGCUCGGCCUGGUUUGCCUUCAAGACCUGGCAGGGCUCGUUCCAUAACGUCAACCUUGAUCUGCACCGACAAUACGGGCAAAUCGUCCGCUACGGACCAAAUCGCUACAGCAUUGGCGACGUCGAAGCGGUUAAAACAAUAUUCGGCCUGGGUUCGAAAUUCCCCAAAUCUACGUGGUACAUAGCCUGGUCCGACCCUGGCGAGCACAAUACCUUCAGCGACCGUUCCAUGAAGAGGCAUGCCCAGGAACGCAAAUGGGUCCAGGCGAGCUACGCCAUGUCUUCGCUGGUGCACUACGAGGCCUUUGUAGACAACUGUAUCAACCUACUGAAGGAACGGCUACAGGAAAUUAGCAGCUCUAGCAAGCCGGUCGAAAUGUGCCACUGGUUCCGAUGCUACGCAUUUGACGUUAUCGCCGUCAUCACGUAUGGCAAGCGCCUAGGCUUCCUCGAUCGCGGCGAGGACGUGGGUAGCAUGAUGGCGGCUAUCGACGGAGUUAUCGACUACAACUCGAUAACGGGCAUCUUCCCCACCAUGAAUCGGCUUGUGGCACCACUCAUCAAGCUUCUAUCUCCCGGUGCAGGUGGCGGGAGGGGGAGUCUGACCAAGUUUACGAAGGCGAGAACGCUCGAAGCGUCAGCAAAUCCAGAAGAGCCCAUGUCAGUGGACGGUGGCGAUGGCCCGCAGGCGCUCCCCCAGCUGAGCAAAUUCCUCGCCAAGCACGCGGCCGACCCGGACAACUUCACAAGUGACCACGUAGACCAACAGUGUCUGGUCAACAUCGCGGCAGGCUCCGACACGACCUCUAUCAGCCUCUCGGCCACGCUGUACUACCUCCUUAAGCGACCCGCUGCCAUGGCCAAACUGCGCGCCGAGAUCGACGACGCGACCGCCCGCGGCGAGCUCGACGAGAACCCAACGUUCAAGCAGUCCCUGAAGUUGCCUUACCUGCAGGCCGUCAUCAAGGAGGCGCUCCGAAUGCAUCCUGCGACCGGCCUGCCCAUUGAGCGCGAGGUUCCCGAAGGCGGUGCCACGAUUGCCGGCCGCUACUUUCCCCAGGGUACCAUAGUUGCCGUCAGCCUAUGGGUUGUGCACCGCGACCGCAGCGUCUUCGGAGAGGACGCCGACGAAUUCAAGCCUGAGCGCUGGCUAGAAAGUGACGCUGAAACGAUGUCUCUCAUGAAUCGCUUCUGGAUGCCGUUCGGUACCGGUUCCCGAAGCUGCAUAGGCAAAAACAUCGCCAUGCUCGAGAUGUCCAAGCUUAUGCCCGUGCUGGUGCGCGAUUUUGACUUCUCUCUGCCCGAAGAUUCCAGCGCCAAGGAGUGGGACACUCAAGGCUGUAUCUUCAUUAGGCCUGCCUCCUUUGACGUUUUGGUGCAGCCGAGGAGGAAGAAGGUCGAGAUUUGA